Caenorhabditis angaria is the source of this 3297-nucleotide messenger RNA. Lineage: Eukaryota; Metazoa; Nematoda; Chromadorea; Rhabditida; Rhabditidae. The record is from the annotation of a GenBank genome assembly.
AUGCAGAUCUUCAAGGACAUUUUAAAUGGUAUGUAAGUAGAAUUAAAAUAUAUAUACAGGCAGAAUUCAAAUCUACAUUUUUUUCCUCCAGUUUAGUCUGAUUCGCUGAUUUUUCGAGACAUUCAAAAAAUUUUGUCGAUCAAAAAAAAUCACAGGUAAAAGAGCAAAAAAUAUUUAUUUUGACCAAAAAAAAUGAUUAAAAAAUAAAUUGGGGUAAAAGAGUAUAAGAAAAUAUAGGAUCGAUUGCUGAGAAUAAAAAGUCCACAUUUUCCCGAAAUAUUAUGGAUACAUUCCUCAUUGAUCAAGGAAAUUACUCAAAUUAUUUUGGGAAAAAAGCGUCUUUUCUUCGAAUCAAUCGAAAAAGUCGCAUUUUUCCCAAGGUAUUUUGAGACUUUCUUGAAUCGAUACAAGAAAUACUCGAAAAUUUUUCGGGAAAAAAUGCGCCUUUUUCGAUUGAUUCAGAAAAAAGUCACAUUUAUCCCGAAAGAUUUUUGAGAAUUUCUGAUCGACACAAAAAGUCUCGAAAAUGUUUCGGGAAAAAUGCGACUUUUUUCGAAAAGAUCAAAAAUUCUCAAAAAUACUUUGGGAAAAAUGCGACUUUUUUCGAUUGAUUUGAAAAGGCGCAUUUUUCCCAAAGGAAUUUUGGGACUUUCUUGAAUCGACAUAAAAUUUCUCAAAAUACUUCGGGAAAAGGGGGAUUUUUGUACAGAAAAGUACCAUCACAAAAAAAAACAAAAAAAAAUAAUAACUAGAAGAGUGAUAUGGGGAAAAUUAGCAUAAUUUCCUCCUUCGUUUGAUUUGUCUCGAGUUGCAGACGAUGUCACAUCCUUGGAAUUGAGCACCGACGAAUUGAGCAGAUUUCCUAGAAAAGUAAUAAUUUUGAUUUUGAACAAAAAUGUAAUUUAUAAGGUAAAAAUUUCCCACUACGGAGUGUUUUUUGUUAUAAUUUUUCGUUCGGGAAUGGACCUGAACAAUUGAAAAAAAGGGUUUUGAGGAUCCCGGUUCACAAUAAUUCAUGACAUGCACAAAUUAAAGAUUUUAAUGAAACCCUAUGAAAAUUUUGAAUUUACAAAAAGGAUUUUUUUCGAUUGAUAUUAGCCGUCUUAUUCGCUCCAUUUAGGCACGGUCUUUUAAAAGCCCGACUCGAGCUUCCUGAAAAUCCUCCAAAACUACAAUUCUGUUCUGUUCAAUUCAUCCUUCAUCGAAAAUUGAACAGAAUUCUCAUAUUUUAUCGAAAAAUACAUAAAUGACUAUUUUUACAAAAAUAUAAACACUUACAACAUUUCAUCAUCAUUCCAUCAUCGCAAAUCCAUCAAUUGUCCAUUUUUGUUCAUCUGUAACAAAAAAAUUCAUAUAGAACAUGUUUUUCUUCAAAAAAACAGUAAAAAACGUUUUGCAAAAAAAAAAAGAAAAAAAUAAAAGUUUGUCCGAGAGAAAUACAAAUGUGUUUGGUUUCCUAGUCCACGGCCACACAAUUGUCAGCACUUUCCAAUUUUAUUCGAACUGUUUGUGUUUUCACGUAUUUUUCAAGCGAAAACACGUUUAAUAACACAUUGAAAAUAAGUUUUUUGUGGUAAAUAGAUGAAAUACUACUUGAUUGACAUUUUGGUAUUGAAAUUUCAUCAGAAAAUGUGGAAAUUCCUCUGUUUUGAAGGAAAAAUUGUUUUUCAAUUCAUUUUUUCUUGAUUUGAUGUUUUCUUUGUCAAAUUUAUCUCAAAAUAGUCAAUUUUAAUACGCUUUACUCAAUUUCAGCGCAAAAGCUUGUUAUUUAUAGUUUUCCCUUGAGAUUUGUGAAUAUCCCAAAAUUACCUUGGGAAAAAUGCGCCUUUUCAAAUCGAUCGAAAAAAAGUCGCAUUUUUCCCAAAGUAUUUUUGAGAUUUUUUGAUCUUUUCGAAAAAGUCGCAUUUUUCCCGAGACAUUUUCGAGACUUUCGGAUCGACUCAAGAAAUUCUCAAAAGUAUUUCGGGAAAAAUGUGACUUUUUCUGAAUCAAUCGAAGAAGUCGCAUUUUUCCCGAAGAAUUUCCGAGUAUUUAUUGUAUCGAUUCAAGAAAGUCUCAGAAUACCUUGGGAAAAAUGCGACUUUUUCGAUUGAUUUGAAGAAAAGACGCAUUUUUCCCAGAAUAAUUUGAGUAAUUUCCUUGAUCAAUGAAGAAGGUAAGAAGAGUAUUUCAAACAAUAAAACAACAAAAGAAUAAAUCGGAUUGGUGGGAAAGUGAACGGGAAAAAAGGGACCAAAUGUCCCGAUUCUUGUGAAAUCAACAAAUCAAGAGAAAAAGUGGACAGCAUUCAAAAAAUGUAUAAAGUUUUUUGAACAAUGCGAAACACACGGGAAACUUGCGACAAAAGACCCUAUAUUUUGGUUAUUUCUAUACUCGAUCAAGAAAAAAGUGUAGAUUUGAAUUCUGCCUGUAUAUAUAUGUUCACCGGUUUUUCUGUAAAAGUAUAUAAAUGCGAUCUUAUUUUUGUUAUAGUUUUAAAAAUUUUCAAAUACUAUAUAACAGGUUUUAAAAAUUUAAAAAAAAAAAUCCUAUAUUACAGGUGACGUGCUCGCUUCUACCACUGCUCCAGUUAAACUUGUCGAUGGAUUUUUGUACGAAUUCGAAACAAGAUAUAUGCUCAAAACAAAUGAUGGAAGAUUUAUUCCCGAAGAUGAGUCAACUGAUGAUGACGAGGGCCAACUCAAUUUGGAUUUUGUUUUGAAACACAAUUUGCAACUUGUGCACUUUGAUUUACAUGAGUGUUAUGAAAAAGAAAGAAUAGAGACACUCAAUGGUUUUAUAGGACAUUAUUUGAGAAAAGUAAAAUAUGAUAUGCGUGCCAAACACCGCAGCGAAGAAGAUAUGAAUGAAUACAUGAAGAAGACUUCAAAAUGGAGUUCGGACUGGCAUACUGACGCUCGCAUCAAAAAGCUUCAAUUUUUCGUAGGUAUGUGAUUGAAAGUUUUUAUUUGUUAAGCAUGUUUCAUUCCCCUGUCUAAGAUAGUUUUUUCCUCAUAGAUCAAGAACUUUCUAACGAAGUUUCCUUGCACUAUUCUAGAAAUAAAAAAAAUUAAAUUAAUGAACGCAAUAGAACCGUGUCGACGGCGAUGAUGGGGUGAAUCAUACAAAAAAAUUGACAAAAAAACGGGAUCUUAUGUACUGACUUGAGCUAAGUUUCAUUCUUGUGUAAUUUUAAAGGGUUUUUUUACAGCCAGGUAUGACGGAAGCGUUGUGGUUGUUGAAGAAAGAGAAGUCAAUGGGAAAGAAACCUAUGUUGUGAUGCUUCCGAAGGAGGCUGUUGUUGUUUCAACAGAAUAA